GAUGUUGUGUACCUUGUUUCAGACGUUGUGGAUGGCUCGUUGGAAGACAGCGACCCAACCCAAAUCGAGGUUCUACUGCAGGAAGAACCAAGAAGUGAAGCUGCUGGAGUUCACACAGCCGAGGGACAAGUUGCAGUCAUGGAUAAGGGCAGUGCCGGGGACGAACCAAGAAGUGAAGCUGCUGUAGUUCACACAGCAGAGAGACACGUUGCAGUCCUGGAUAAGGGCGGUGCCGGGGAAGGUCCAACUCCCUCUACAUCUGGAAGGAAGGCAACAAAAAAAACCAACAACACUUCAACAGGCAAAUCUAGGAGCCCAGAAAGAGACCCUGAUCGUAUUCCGCCUGGAGCAAUAAUGGCGGAGUUGUCACCCAAAUCCCGGCUGGCUCUCAUCAAGGCACGCCACAAGAAGGUGUCUGCCAUACAGAGAGUGGGGGAGACACUUGCAACACAGAUUAGCAAGGAAAACGCCUUAAUGCUUGAGGCUGGAAGAGCGGAGCACCAAGAAUUCAUGGCUGAGAUGCGGGCAUCCCGGGAGGCGGAAAUGGCCGCCAGGCAAGAGGAAAGGGCGGCCAGGGAAAGCAACAGUGCUCUUGUGCUCGCUGCAGUGAACUGCUUGAGGGACCUUUCAAACACAAUGGUUCCUCUUGCACAAGCCAUAGGUGCGAGAUAUUCCUCCCGUGGUGGUACACCGAGGCGUACGCCCCUUGAGGGCAAUCCAGCUGCGCUUGCAAUGGGUGAUAAUGAUGAUUCCCAAUCUGCUGCACCACAGAGGACUGUGUCCAGCAGUCAGCAGAGGUCACGUAGGGCCGCCAAGAGGAAGAUUCCAUAUUCGCCUACAAAACAGUGACACAAGGCAGGUGCUGCUGAUGUCUGGAGCGUGAUCCCUGAGAUCAUUAUUUUCAAACCUGCAUCGCUUUAUCAUGGCAUGCUGCUUUGCUGAGCAAGGUUGAAAAUCCUGCUUUGAUUCAAUGUUUUGAAUGCCGCCUUAUUGUUGUUCAUUGGUUACAUUCCUAGAUGCUCCUAAGCACUUUAGUUACUUAUUACUUUGAGAAGAAAACAGCUAUGCAUGUUGUCUUAUAACCAGUUCUCUGUUAUGCACUUUGAGGUAAUCUGUUAUUGAACUUUAAUUUUUAAAUGUAAACUAUGGGAAAUUGACAAGUAAAUGCAGUUGUCAAGAAAUAAAUGAUAGGCUUACCAUUGUUAGGAGUCUUUCCACAAAAAAAUAAAAUGCUUUAAGCCAAAAAAAA
Molecule: messenger RNA, 1249 nt
Organism: Heteronotia binoei (common prickly gecko)
Lineage: Eukaryota; Metazoa; Chordata; Lepidosauria; Squamata; Gekkonidae
Exons: 4
Coding region: 139-849 (236 amino acids)
Source: RefSeq, a predicted model, not a curated record